GGACGACGUAACCUUUUCCCUGAUGGCUCUAGUGAGGAAAAAAGCAGGAUAGCAGUGUUAUUAACCGCCAUCUUCCUGCUGAGUCUGUCCUGGCAUAAAAGCUUGUUUCAGGUCUAAUGCCGGUGUGGAAAUGGCCCAAAGUUUGAAUCCUAUAGUGGUUACAGAUUGUGAAAAUCAUUCAGCCACUUCCAAUGUAAAAUGUCAGCCGGGGAUGAGCUCUCCCUAUCCCAGCGGAUACUUCUACAAUUACACCUGGCGCCCCGUUUACUGUGACAUGACCGUCUAUAAGUCGGGGGACGACUUCAUUAAAUGUCUGCAGGGGAAGAAACUCUUCCUCAUUGGAGAUUCCACGUUACGUCAGUACAUGGUGCACUUCACCGAGGGGAUCAAGAUAGUAAAAUAUUUCCGUUAUCAUGAGGGUGGAUGGAAUUCAUGGGAGAAGACACUUGAAGCUUUCAACAUGGAUAAGGACAUUUAUGUUUCCUUCAAAAGGCACGGCUUCCCCCUGGAGAGCUUCACGUUCUUCUACUCCAAGGAGGACAUGUACACGAGUCGUCAGAUUGACCAACGUGGUGGGGGGAAGGACACCAUCAUUGUAAUUACCAUGGGACAACACUUCAGGCAGUUUCCACUAAAACUCUACAUUAGACGAGCGAUCAACAUCCGUAGAGCCGUGGAGCGAUUGCUUCUAAGGAGUCCAGAUACCAAGGUCAUCAUCAAGACGGAAAACACCAGAGAAGGAACUGCUCCUCAAGAGAGAAUUGGUGACUUCAAUGGUUAUUGCCAGUAUCUGGUGCUUAGGGAGGUCUUCCAAGGGAUCAACGUGGGCUUCGUGGAUGCUUGGGACAUGACGGUAGCCUCCUCCAUGGAGUGUGUUCACCCUAUGGGAUACACAUUGGACAGUAUAAUGAGCAUGACGUUCACCUUUGCUUGUUAA
Bufo gargarizans (Asiatic toad) is the source of this 937-nucleotide messenger RNA. RefSeq names its product NXPE family member 2-like. The record is from RefSeq and is a predicted model, not a curated record. Lineage: Eukaryota; Metazoa; Chordata; Amphibia; Anura; Bufonidae. The transcript is spliced from 4 exons. Bases 131 to 937 code for a protein of 268 amino acids.